Aptenodytes forsteri (emperor penguin) is the source of this 5446-nucleotide messenger RNA. RefSeq names its product RAS guanyl releasing protein 1 (gene RASGRP1). The transcript has 19 exons. The record is from RefSeq and is a predicted model, not a curated record. Gene Ontology annotation, cellular component: plasma membrane. Gene Ontology annotation, molecular function: calcium ion binding; guanyl-nucleotide exchange factor activity. Gene Ontology annotation, biological process: Ras protein signal transduction; positive regulation of GTPase activity. The coding region runs from base 1 to 2694 and encodes 897 amino acids. Lineage: Eukaryota; Metazoa; Chordata; Aves; Sphenisciformes; Spheniscidae.
AUGACUGACAAUGAAAAGAACAACGUGAAGAGAGCAACAGGAAGCCAAGUAGAGAUAACUCCACGGCUUGCUGGUCCUGGCUUCCCAUCCAUCCGCACUUCACUUGCUGCACCUCUGAAACAUAGUCCCAUGAUGGAGGGACAUGACUGCUUCAUGGGGCAUUACAUGGCCAGCCGAGGGACAGGGUACAAAGACAAGGUGCACACAGGAGAGGAGAAGAAAAGGGGUUACAGGGCUCCAGGUGCUGAAAAUGAUCUCACAGACGGGAAACGAGCCCCUAGGUCCAGAGCUCAGGAGGGAAUGGAAUUUCCACCCUGCAGCAUUUCUCUGAAACCACUCUCGGGUUGUGAAUCUCUCCUUCUCUGCUGGCAACCUGCCCAAGCAUGCAGCACUGCCCCUGAUUCGGCACUUGAGCUGAAGCAGAUCACUCAUUGUCCCAGCCUCUCAAAUUUUACCCAGGUCACGAUGGUGCCGUUGGGGCACCUAGCCAAAGGGGCCACUUUGGAAGAUCUUCUUGAAACCUGCAUUCAGUCUUUUGAUUUAGAAGGAAAUGCAUAUCAAAACAACCAGCUGCUAAAGAUAAUUCUGGCCAUGCAUCAGUUUGUCAUCUCCUCUGCAGACAUGCUCCAGAAACUCAUUGAUCUCUAUCUUAAUGCUUUAGAAAAUAAAUCUUCCAUGCUGUGUGUAAAGAUAUGCUAUUUUGUGAGGUAUUGGAUUACAGAGUUCUGGGUUAUGUUCAAAAUGGACUCUAAACUAUCCACAACUAUGGAGGAAUUUCAAGAACUGGUUAAAACUAAUGGUGAGGAGUUACACUGUCGCCUAAUUGACACAACUCAAAUAAAUUCUAGGGAUUGGUCUAGAAAGCUGACACAGCGUGUAAAGGCCAACACCAGUAAGAAACGGAAAGUCUCGCUUCUUUUUGAUCACCUUGAGCCAGAGGAGCUGUCAGACCACCUUACCUAUCUUGAAUUUAAGUCUUUCAGAAGAAUAUCAUUCUCAGAUUAUCAGAACUACAUUGUGAAUAGUUGUGUGAAGGAGAAUCCAACAAUGGAAAGAUCAAUUGCUCUUUGCAAUGGUAUCUCUCAGUGGGUGCAGCUAAUGGUUCUCAGCAGACCAACACCACAGCUUCGGGCUGAAGUGUUCAUCAAGUUCAUUCAUGUUGCUCAGAAGCUCCACCAGCUGCAGAAUUUCAAUACAUUAAUGGCAGUGAUAGGAGGGCUCUGUCACAGUUCCAUUUCCAGACUCAAGGAAACAAGCUCAUGUGUUCCUCAUGAUGUAAUUAAGGUGUUUAAUGAAAUGACGGAACUGCUUUCAUCUUACAGAAAUUAUGACAGUUACCGACGAGCCUAUAAUGAGUGCAGUAACUUUAAGAUCCCAAUCCUUGGGGUCCACCUGAAAGAUUUGAUAUCACUUUAUGAGGGCAUGCCAGACUACUUAGAGGACAAAAAAAUUAACAUAUACAAACUAUACUCUCUGUAUAACCACAUAAAUGAGCUGAUACAACUCCAGGAAAUGCCGCUUCCCCUGGAGGCUAAUAUGGACCUUGUUCAUUUGCUUACACUGUCCCUUGAUCUUUACUACACAGAAGAUGAAAUUUAUGAGCUUUCAUACGCACGAGAGCCACGAAGUCACCGAGCUGCCCCUUUGACACCUUCCAGACCACCAGUAGUUGCAGACUGGGCCUCAGGAGUAGCCCCAAAACCUGAUCCAAAAACCAUCAGCAAACAUGUUCAGAGAAUGGUAGAUUCUGUCUUCAAAAAUUAUGACCAUGAUCAGGAUGGAUACAUUUCUCAGGAAGAAUUUGAAAAGAUAGCUGCCAGUUUUCCAUUCUCAUUUUGUGUAAUGGCUAAGGACUGGGAAGGUCUGAUUAGCAGGGAUGAAAUAACAGCUUACUUUAUGAGGGCUAGCUCAAUCUAUUCCAAAUUAGGACUUGGCUUUGCUCACAACUUCCAAGAGACCACUUACUUAAGGCCUACUUUCUGUGACAACUGUGCUGGAUUUCUAUGGGGAGUCAUUAAACAAGGAUACAGAUGCAAAGACUGUGGAAUGAACUGUCACAAGCAAUGCAAAGACCUGGUUGUGAUAGAGUGCAAGAGAAGACCCAAAACUUCAGUUGCAGACAGCAGCCCAACAUCCGCUCUUGCUUCAAGCCUCUGCCCAGUAGGAGUCAAAGAGCAAUUCCAUGGACAAGAAGAAGGACCAUUCACAUUUCCUAACGGAGAAGUAGCGGAACACAAUGAAGACAGCAAGGACCGAACAAUUAUGCUCAUGGGUUCCUCAGCUCAGAAAAUCUCAGUGAGACUGAAACCAGCUGUGGUUCAUAAAGCUACACAGACUGAUCCCGUACUGUUGGCUGGUGAGGUAUCUCGUAGGCAGACAGAGAAGAAAGAACAUAGGAUGCCAGAAAAUCCUUAUCUCCAGGCAGCUCCACCAUCCCCAUGUCCGAGCCCAAUUCUAGGCCGCAAAAAGGCAUAUGUUAAAUGGGAAAACAAGGACUCCAGCCAGAAAAUGAAGGAGGAGCAUCACAGCUGUAAACCCUCAUACCAGGAACUUGAGCAGGAAAGAAAUAUUCUAAAGGCAGACAAUGAAGGUUUAAAGAUCCAACUGGAACAGGCACAUAAAACAAUUGAAUCUCUCACAAUCCAGAGACGAAACCAUGUAGUCGACAACCUACAACACAGAGACUGCUCCUAGCAGACAAGAGAGGAAAUCUCCUAUGGAAGAAUGUGAGACUGAAGGAGGGGUUGUGAUAAAGCUGCUUUACCAAGUGAACUGCAGAGAGAGUCUGAAGGAUGUUAAACAGAAAUACUCUCUUUACUCAGCACAUUUCCAUAUUAAACAUACACUCCCAAAUGCAUAAAUCCAUUCCUUUGACUUUUAAGGUAAUUUAGCAUUAUCUGUGCAAUGAAAAUAGUAUCAUCUGGGUUUGCUUUUAAAAGGAGUGACAGUGUUGCUGAAGUUUCUGUUCAUGAAGACGACCAUGUGGAUUCCCCAGUGACUUGGCUGCCAGCAGCACACCUUACUCUACAAGUGUUCUGACAAAGUAGCUAUUCAUAAGACUGUGUCACCUCAGAUUUGGCCCAAAUUCAGGUUUGUAGAAACAAAUGUUCGAUAGCUAGCUGAGUAUUUAAGUAAAACUGUAGAAAUAUUCCAUUAAGAGAAACAGUUCCUUCUCAUUGUGGCUGAAACCAAUUAAAAUCAUGAAGUGAACUGUCAUCUUCAUUCCCAAAGUUAAAGAAUAUUAAAAUAAGUAGUUAAGCUAAUGAUAUUUGAUUCUUAGACUUUGUUAAGAUAAACUGACAAUUUUUUUAAACCUCUUUCAGAGCUUUAGAAGUCCUGCUGCUCAAAUGCUUACCUCUGUUAAGGUAAAAUAGACGAGACUAUAGAGAGUUUACAUUGAAUACUGCUUCCAUUUUUGUGUUCCAUGCCACAGCUUGGAACCCUUAGCCCUACUUAUUUGUUUGAAGGGAUAAAUUGUUGUUGUCCACAUACGGUAGAUAUGGGACACGGUUGAUUAUUUUUCUCUCAUGACAAAGUGGGCACCAUUGUUGAGUAGAACCUCGAGGGCCAUAUUAUGAGGGAAACUGUACAGUAAUCCCAGUGCAACAGUUGUUGUACUCCAGAGCUCCUAACAUCUUCUGGUUCUAACCAAGGUUUCUCCAUUUUCUCUCUCCUAGAUUUCACAUGCACUUUAGGCAAAGAGUCAAGAUGAGUAUGCUCUUAUGUGUGUAAAUUUUGUAGAGUAAAAGGUGCUAGGGAGGUAACUUAGUUUUCUUAAAGCUACAAAGUGUACAUAUUGUUAAGACAAAACAGUCUUUCAAGUUACUGAUAAAUCCACUUGUCAGAAUAGCCAAUUUUAAAAUUGCAUUUGCAUUCCAAGAGAAUCUGUACGCUUACAGUUGUAUAAAACUUGCUCGCAUUUAUCAGACAGGGAUUUGUCAUCAUGCAUUUAAACAUCAGAAACUUAUGACUUUGAUGUAUUUAUCUACAAAGUCCACUUAAUGCUCCUCAAAACUUGUAAGUUACAAGUCCGUUAUAGAUUGAAAUUUAGUCAACCUAUUACAAUAGCAUGUGUGCUUUGUGUUCAAAGUGGUAUAAAUGUAUGUUCCAUCCACAAUUUACAGUCAUUAUCAAGUAUAUGAAUGCUUUAUUUAUGAAAGUCCAUUUGAAACUACUUGCCAGUUUAGUCAUUAUAAAUUCUUGCUUUGAACUUGGAUUGUGCUUGCAUCUCCAUGUAUAAGUAAAAACAAAUGGAGGGAAAUAGUAGUAGUAGUAGUAGAUUUUCUGUUACCUUACUGUAAAUAACUGAAAUGCAUAGGACAAAAACCAGCAGCUGUGAAGAUUGUGCAGCUUUUUUUCCUCAUACACUAAACCCGAAUUAUUAACAAUUAAGAUGGAAUUGCACUUUGAUCAAUGAAGCAAUCAGAAUGGCUCUCAGGUCAUGCCUGCAAACUUGCUUUGCCCAUUUUCUGUAUGCUUCUUGAUUUUGUCCUCUAUUCAGGGAACUACAGAAAGGCGUAUUUCUGAUAGGCAAUUAGCAAAUAAAAGUCUGUUUCUGCAACAAUCAAAAUAAACAAGAUAAAAGUUGAAUAUAUUUUCACAUAUUUCAAAAAUACCCCAAAAGAGCAGCUAGGACUCACAAAUCUUGUUGUGCAGCUAAGACAACUGCUCGCUUGUGGUCUGAACUCUGGAUUCUAAUGCAAUUUGCGUGUAUGCAUACACUUUGUCUACGCUGGGGGGUGGAGAUCAUGAACAAACUCUUAUUUAAAAAGAAAAUUCCCAGCAGCUGGCCCAAAGGCUACUGUGUUACUAGGUUGAGUACUUAACACUGCAAAUUGAGUUAUGACCAUAGAUUUGUUCAGUCUUAAAUGUUAACUUAAUGUUUCUCUGUGGUGUCGUCUUGUUCCUACAAACAAUCUGAAUGACUUAAAAGGGAUCUGUUUGCAGGAAUGUUUUACAGAACAAGUAUGUGGUGCCUCAUGUACGCUGAAAACUUCCUGCUUCAAAGAAGUCAGUUGAUAUCUGGAGAACUUCAGAGCUCUCAAAGUACCUCCAGGGUCUCUGUUUGCCCAAAGCCCCUUACGGUGUUUUUUUUCUUUUGUGGUGGUGGUGGUGUUGGUUUUUUAUGGUGGUAGUCCCUUCUGACUUCUUUUGGGACUUCCCUUUUGCUGCAUGAAAGACUAAUAGCACAAACUGACUACAGGGAUACUGCUAAAACUGGCAAAGCUACUAAACGAAAAUCACUCACAUCUGUAUCAAUCUUCAAGCUGCUUUAUGCUAGGAAAAAAGAUACAAUUUAAGUACUAAGUGCUGUUUAAAAGUCAACGUUAGCAAACACCGAUAUUGAAAUGUAUCGUCAUGGCUAAUCUAAAUGAAAAGCACUCACCUUUAUUCCUUCUCCAGGCUCAGCUGUUUCAUGUACAUACAGAAGGAGGAAAAAACAAGU